Molecule: messenger RNA, 1395 nt
Organism: Microthlaspi erraticum
Lineage: Eukaryota; Viridiplantae; Streptophyta; Magnoliopsida; Brassicales; Brassicaceae
Source: the annotation of a GenBank genome assembly
AUGAAUGAAACUAAAGCUUGGGAGGUGGAUACACUGCGAGGCCAUAUGAAUAACGUUUCAUCAGUCAUGUUCCAUGCAAAACAGGACAUAAUUGUAUCAAACUCCGAGGAUAAGAGCAUCCGUGUCUGGGAUGCUACCAAGCGAACUGGAAUUCAGACUUUCCGUCGUGAACAUGAUCGGUUCUGGAUUCUUGCAGUUCACCCUGAGAUUAAUUUGCUAGCAGCAGGGCAUGACAACGGUAUGAUCGUGUUCAAACUUGAGAGAGAACGUCCUGCGUUUGCUUUAAGUGGUGAUUCUUUGUUCUAUUGCAAGGAUAGAUUUUUGAGGUUUUACGAGUAUUCAACUCAAAAAGAUUCCCAAGUUAUCCCUAUUCGGCGUCCUGGACGCAAAGAGGGGACAGGUGGUUCUGCGGUAUUCAUUGCCCGUAACCGGUUUGCUGUUCUAGAGAAAAGCACCAGCCAAGUUCUAGUCAAGAAUCUAAAGAAUGAGAUGGUUAAAAAGAGUGCUCUGCCUAUUCCCACAGAUGCUAUCUUUUACGCUGGGACUGGAAAUUUGCUUUGUAGAUCUGAGGAUAAAGUGGUUAUAUUUGACCUUCAACAAAGGCUUGUUCUUGGUGAACUUCAGACACCGUUUGUUAGUGGAGCUUGGGACGACAAUGGUGUCUUCAUUUACACGACUUUGAACCACAUCAAGUACUGUCUUCCUAAUGGGGAUAGUGGAAUCAUCCGAACCCUGGAUGUCCCUAUCUAUAUCACCAAGGCUAUGAUUGCUUACCUGCAGCAGAAAGGAUUCCCUGAAGUUGCUCUCCAUUUUGUCGAAGACGAGAGGAUCCGAUUCAACCUGGCUCUUGAAAGUGGCAACAUUGGUGUAGCUGUUGCAUCCGCGACGCAGAUUAACGAGAAAGACCUCUGGUACAGGCUUGGGGUGGAGGCUCUUCGCCAAGGCAAUUCUGGAAUUGUUGAGUUUGCAUACCAGCAGACAAAGAACUUUGAGAGGUUGUCAUUUCUGUAUCUCAUUACUGGCAAUUUGGACAAGCUUUCAAAGUUGAUGAAGAUUGCAGAAGUGAAGAACAACGUGAUGGGUCAGUUCCAUAAUGCUUUGUACCUAGGAGAUGUCAAAGAGCGUGUUAAAAUACUCGAGAAUGCUGGUCAUCUGCCUCUAGCUUAUAUCACAGCUUCGGUUCAUGGUUUGACUGACGUUGCUGAGCGUCUGGCGGCUGAGCUAGGAGACAACGUGCCCACUUUGCCUGAAGAGAAAACUCCAUCGCUUCUGAUGCCACCGUCUCCUGUCAUGUGUGGUGGUGAUUGGCCUCUUCUUAGAGUCUCAAAGGAAUAUUUGAAGGAGGACUUGAGAGUGCAGCCAGAGGAGGUGCUGUUGAUGAAGAAGAAGAUGUGA